AUGCUCGGAUCGCGCAUACGCGAACAAAAGCUGGCUGUGCGGCGAGGCGACGCACUAUCACAAGUGGCUGCCCACACCUACGAAAUGGGUCACAAGUUUGACUUCGCAGCCACCAAAAUAGUCGCCCACGCCGGAAACAAAACAAGCCGAGAAUUUAUUGAAGCCUGGGCCUCGGAUGAGAACUCAGUCAAUCGAUUUAUCGAUCUGGCGCCGGCGUACAGAGCCCUUCGUAGUCACCUCCAGUCGUGCGACGUCGGUCGAUGAUUGGGCCUACGUGCCUUAUAACUGCCGCCUGUCCUGUUUCUGACGAUGGACUCCUGUACGAGUCUGAAAGUUCAGGACAAUAAAGGAAGUGUUCCGGUGCUCGACUCUUCUUCUUCACUUAUGCGUACACCUGGAACUCGAAAUUUCGCCUUCAUUCGCAUUAUACUCUGUGCAGAGUGAGUGGAAGGCGGGUUUAAGCCAGCUAACAACCGGACGAAGGCACACUUCCCGCGCCACGAAAGCAGGCGUCGGAGAGUCGACCUUAAAUUUGAUUGUCCAGUCUGGAUAGUUGUAAUUUGCCGAGAACCGGACUGUCACUGCUACGAGUGCGGAGCGCAGGGUCGCGUCAGGCGUCAGGAGUAGGGUUUCUAUAGAGCAUUCAAUGGCAGCCGGACGUUUGCAGGCCCUCGUAACUCUACUCGACAAUUAGUAUUCUCUUAUCCUCCCACCAUUCCUUCCGUGAAUGAGCGUCGCACGCACUCUUCCGCCCUUUUGAUGUCACCGGUCCCUCCACCACCCCACUGUCUUUUCAGAUCGUACAUUUACACACAGAACGUAUAUGGUACACAACCGAAGACGCAAGUUUGUCAGAACUCUGCAGCUCCUCCUGUUUAAAUAUUCGUCCGCUUCCUUCAUCGUUAUCUAUCGCAGUUUAAACUCGAGAAACGGACGACUUGAGACUCCUACCACAAUGGCGGCUUGCAGUCAAAUCACAGUUAUGGGCGACGUCGGCGUGCCCUUACUAAACUGGUUAACUGGUCAAAGGUUUCGAAGUAGUCAGCUUUACUUGAAAAGCCAAUUUGGCCAAAAUGACUUUUCAAGUUUAAAAUGCGCAAUAUUCGCAGACCUAAUUCAGUGCUUAGUUUUUUUUUUAAAAAAAACAUGCGAAGCGGAGACAAUGGUUAGUGACCUCAUAACUCACCACGCGAUCACACUGGACUGGAGAAAAUCGCAGAGUUCAACCUCUGAGUUUACAGAACAACCGCCUUCAAAGGAUUUCCAACCAGUCCUCGAUCGAGAUGCAGAAAGCAACAUGCAUGCGUUUCCACAGCACCAGGAAUUCCCACAAAUCGGUUUCGCCCAUAGUAGAGAAACUGUAGGUCGGAAGUGCGCAACUAGGCAAUUCGGUUGUGUUGAAAUCUGAUCGCCAGGGGGUUUUCGAAUGAGCAAACCUAGAAACUGUGUGUGCGGAAACUGAAAGACAUCCUUCACGCCUUUGUUCAGAUGAAAUCCCAUUAACCGACUAUCUACACCCAGUUUACCUUAGGCACACCCCCAAGGCAGUCCGUUUAAAGUCAGCCUUCGGACAGACAGAGGUGUAAAAGUGUAGGUAAACCCCAUUCCUCCUCGCCGUACCCAAAAACCGGUCUUGGUGCCUAGCCCACAUGUUGGUGUGCUGAAUUGCAAAGCGAUUUCUUGGUGUGAACUUUUGCAGUACUCGCCCAACCACACAAAUGUAACAUGUCACCGUAAAUGACGAUCCGAUCUAAAAAGUCCUCUCUAGAGUGGAAAACUACUACUACUACUACUACUACUACUACUACUACUACUACUACUACUACUACUACUACUACUACUACUACUACUACUACUACUACUACUACUUCUACUACUUCUACUACUUCUACUACUACUACUACUACUACUACUACUACUACUACUACUACUACUACUACUCCCACUCCUCCCUUACAGCGAGGAUUUUCGCGGACUUCAAUGUCGUCCCCUCACUUCGACUCCAAGCUAUUUGUUGGCGAUCACGGCGGAUUCCUCUGUUUUCGCUACCUGCCAGUAGUUUGGCCGGUUGCAUUUACCUACCCUUUGAUCGUCCUCGCAGCCUUCAUUGUCCCCUUCUUAGUUGGACUCUAAGCCGACAGUGA
Messenger RNA from Spirometra erinaceieuropaei, 2144 nucleotides. NCBI's taxonomy places the organism in Eukaryota, Metazoa, Platyhelminthes, Cestoda, Diphyllobothriidea, Diphyllobothriidae. The record is from the annotation of a GenBank genome assembly.